Messenger RNA from Tricharina praecox, 1482 nucleotides. RefSeq lists its product as uncharacterized. Lineage: Eukaryota; Fungi; Ascomycota; Pezizomycetes; Pezizales; Pyronemataceae. The record is from RefSeq and is a predicted model, not a curated record. Bases 92 to 1183 code for a protein of 363 amino acids. The transcript has 2 exons.
UUCUGAUUUCGUACACUUUACCUCUCGCCGACCAGUAAAGUGUCUACAUACAUCGACACAUGAAAGGAUUCCAACAACGAUACAGAUAACGAUGCGAUUGCGAUCCUUGAUCACGGGUCUCGUGGCCACGACCGGCGUGUGGGGACAGCUUCUCGGUCGACAAAACUCCGGUUGCGACGAAUGCACGCAGGACGAGGUCUGCCGAGUAACGGAGGCCGAUGGAAUUCAUUGCAUUCCUGCGAAUAUGAUCGAUACCACCACGGUGACGGUAACGAGCUUCACAUUUGCCCGGUCGACGAGGACCCGAACGACCGUUGUCAGUCCGAGGACAUCGACGUCCACAUCUUGGAGCACGGUCACGGCAUUCACCACCUCUCUACCGGCCGAAACCGAUGAGGAGUCGUCCACUACUACUACUACUACCUCCAAGAUUAACGGCCGGGCUCUCAAGGGCCGCCAGGAGUCGGUCGCCGACCUCUUUGAGGCAGUCACCGUUAGCACGACCAUCAAAGAAACCAGCUACACAGGUGAUCCCACGACGACGACGUUGACCCGCACCUCUGGGAGUCCCAUCACCGCGGUCGCCGUCACGGCAGCAACAACAACAGUCUGGCAGACGACCUCGGCAGACUCCCAAGAGGACGAGGAAGAUGUGCACCAUGGAACGCCGACCUCCACCGUCGCCGGAGCAAUCGCGGGCGUGAUCGUCGCCCUGGCGUUUAUCGCGGGAAUCGCUUGGUUUAUGCGGAAAAAGUCCAAGCAGAAUCAUGCGGUGGAGAAGAAGACCCGCGCACUGACUGCGUCGGACUCGGAAAUGCAAUUGCCUCGUACGCCCGGAGACGAAACUGACACCACCACCUCCUCGCCGUCCACAAUCCCCCCCUUCCCGUUUGCCGGCUCGACCGCCACCAGGCUCGCCGUGCCAGACCCAUCCCACCUCCACCAGAAGCCACACCACCAACGCAAUCCCUCAGCACUAUCGCUCACCCACGUGAGCCCGCGGCUAUCGCUAACCUUCCCGCCCGAUUCCGACGUCAGCCCUAUCGAGGGAGAGAGCCCAUUCACGGCGGCCAGAAGACGCAGUACCAGCCAGUCCACUGCUUCUGCGAAGAGGACAAAUGUCAUCCCUAGGAAACCGGUGCCUACUAGUCCCGAUGCCGGGACUCCGGGAAGGGCGAUAUAGUUUGAUCUCACUCUACUUCAUGUCCAUUUGAUGUCGUUUUCUUUUCUUUGGCUUUGGCUUUGUCUGUCUGUCUGUCUGUUUAAUGAUGGUGGUGGGGUGUUUGGUGUUUCGCACUUGCUUACAUACUUUCUUGCAUUCUUGCUUUUCCUUCUACCUACACGGUCAUUUUUGUGUCAUUUUUGCUUUGCUUUUUGGGGGUAUUAUAUCACACCAUACGGCGUAUUUUUUUUUCUUCUUUCUCUUCCAAUUAUGAUUGUUUGAUGUUCUUCUAGAUAAUGGUCUGCUUGAACGAACACACG